UUUAAUCUUAAUCUUAAUAAGUGCUUCAUCAUCCAACCUGGAAUGGAGGUCCUCAAGAAGGAUGCGAGGAAGAAAGGGAGACCUGGGCGAACCAUGGACCCAAACUGGAGCCAGACCAUCUACAGAGUUAUGGAGGUUCUUCCAAACAAUAUGGUUAGGCUGGAGACCCUGGAUGGAAAGCCCAAGCAUAUGAUGACCCGUAUGCAUCACUGAAACCUCUGCGCCCGAGGACUCACCCUGGCUGGCCAAAGGAUUCCCCUUCAGCCCCUGUGCUUCCAGGAGAUGCUGAAAUGCUGACUUCAUCAUCGGAGGAGGAAACUGAGUGUCAUUGUUUCACGGACCAUACAUAUGCUGGCCCCACAUCACCCUGGAAAAAGGAGCUGCACCCCGACCAGAAACAACUGCUCGAGUAUGUUUUGGCCUGCGAUCGUCCAGCUAUGGAACUGAUCGUUAAAGAGGGAGGGGUGUGUUUAACCCGAGAAGAGUUUUGGUCUCUCGGGUUGUCCAGAGACAUGGACUCCACGGGCAAAGAUGUCUUCAUUGCCAACAUGUAUAUUGUACCAACGUGGAAGCACAAAGACGUCGAUCCAAUGUCAAGCCUUCCAAGGGAUGCACAUCUAAAGGAUGCACUCCUCUUCCCAGCGUGGAGCAAGCACAACGGGCCAGAGCAUUACCUUCUCUGUCCAUGUUCCAGUGGUGUGCUACAGGGGUCCCCAACCACAGAGUCAUGGACCAGUACUGGAGCAUUGCACAGCACAUCGUCCCAGGAAGCUGGAGUGAGCUCACUGGAAAAGACAUGCAGGAGAUCCCACGCCAGACCUCGGGGAAUGACUGUGGUGUUUUCAUGCUCAUGUACUCCCUCUGGCUCUGUACGGACACUACUUUUCACUACAGUGUGCUGGACAUGCAGUCAAUCCGGCGUUGUAACUGCCUGCGAUGAGGUGGCGACUUGUCCAGGGUGUACCCUGCCUUCCGCCCGAAUGCAGCUGAGAUAGGCUACAGCGACCCCCCGCGACCCCAAAAAGGGACAAGCGGUAGAAAAUGGAUGGAUGGAUGGAUUAGUAACUGUAAUCUGAAGAGCUUUUCUUCAAUUUCCCCAAAGGCAUGGCCAGAAGUUCUGUUAUUGGACAGACAAGGCAAGCGGCCUAUUGCAGGGCAUUCUUCAGCCAGUCUUUAGGGUAUCCAGAACUCAGUCCAGGCCAUCGACUGCGUCAUCAAAGAUUAACUGAAUACA
This is a messenger RNA of Entelurus aequoreus (snake pipefish), 1234 nucleotides long. RefSeq lists its product as uncharacterized. The transcript is spliced from 13 exons. The coding region runs from base 291 to 995 and encodes 234 amino acids. NCBI's taxonomy places the organism in Eukaryota, Metazoa, Chordata, Actinopteri, Syngnathiformes, Syngnathidae. Gene Ontology annotation, biological process: proteolysis. Gene Ontology annotation, molecular function: cysteine-type peptidase activity. The record is from RefSeq and is a predicted model, not a curated record.